AUGACAAAGAGCAAGAGAGUCCUCACACUUUUCCUUAGGUUAUUGGCCUUUGGAGCAACCAUAGCAGCAAUAGUAGUAAUGGUAACAAGCCAUGACUCCGCUGAGGUCUUAAACCUAACCUUCACUGCAAAAUAUAGCAAUGAGCAAGUAUUCAAGUACUUUGUGAUAGCUGAAGCCAUAGCAUGUGCAUACAGCCUUAUUGUUCUCUUCGCAAGUUCCCAAACUUCACUUUGGCGUUUGGUUGUGAUCCUAGAUGUGGUGAUAGCCAUGCUACUUUCUUCAAGCGUUUCAGCAGCAUUGGCAAUAGCUCACGUGGGCAAGAAAGGCAACAGUCAUGCUGGUUGGUUACCCAUUUGUGGACAAGUUCCUAAAUUUUGUGACCAUGUUACUGGAGCUCUAGUUGCUGCUUUUGCUGCAGCUCUUAUCUACUUUUUACUUAUUUUUUCUUCUCUUUAUUCUGUACACAACCCACUUCUCCUGUAA
Abrus precatorius (Indian licorice) is the source of this 483-nucleotide messenger RNA. RefSeq names its product CASP-like protein 1C3. The record is from RefSeq and is a predicted model, not a curated record. NCBI's taxonomy places the organism in Eukaryota, Viridiplantae, Streptophyta, Magnoliopsida, Fabales, Fabaceae. The transcript has 3 exons. The coding region runs from base 1 to 483 and encodes 160 amino acids.